AUGUGGCCAGGGGGAAAUUGUUCAUUUUAAUGGAAGCCAGGUUAUCCGCCCUCUAUAAGCUGGAGAGUGACUAUGAGAUCCUUGAAAGAUUUCCUGGCGCCGCUCUCAAAGGCAAGAAAUACAAGCCGUUGUUCGACUACUUUAUUAAGUGUAAGGAGAAUGGUGCCUUCACCGUGCUUGUUGACCACUAUGUGAAGGAUGAAGAAGGCACAGGAGUUGUGCACCAGGCUCCUUAUUUUGGUGCUGAUGACCAUCGGGUCUGCAUGGACUUCAACAUUAUUCAGAAAGACUCAACCCCUGUUUGCCCUGUGGAUGCUUCAGGCUGCUUCACAGAGGAAGUGACACAUUUUGUGGGACAGUAUGUGAAGGAUGCUGACAAAAACAUCAUUAGGAUGUUGAAGGAGCAGGGCCGCCUGCUUGUUGCGAGCACCUUCACGCACAGCUACCCUUUCUGCUGGAGGUCGGACACCCCGCUCAUUUACAAGUCAGUGCCUAGCUGGUUUGUGCGCGUGGAGCACAUGGUGGAGCAGCUACUGAAGAACAAUGAUCUGUGCUACUGGGUCCCAGAGUUUGUACGAGAAAAACGGUUUGGAAAUUGGCUGAAGGAGGCACGUGACUGGGCAGUUUCCAGAAACAGAUACUGGGGCACCCCCAUUCCGCUGUGGGUCAGUGAAGACUUUGAGGAGGUAGUUUGCAUUGGAUCAGUGGCAGAACUUGAAGAAUUGUCUGGAACGAAAAUCUCAGAUCUCCACAGAGAGAGCAUUGACCACUUGACCAUCCCAUCCCGCUGCGGGAAAGGACUGUUGCGGCGCGUCUCUGAGGUGUUUGACUGCUGGUUCGAGAGUGGAAGUAUGCCCUAUGCCCAGGUUCACUACCCGUUUGAGAACAAGCGAGAGUUUGAGGACGCUUUUCCUGCAGACUUCAUUGCUGAAGGCAUUGAUCAGACCCGGGGGUGGUUUUACACCCUGCUAGUGCUAGCCACAGCCCUCUUUGGACAACCACCGUUCAAGAAUGUGAUUGUGAAUGGACUCAUCUUGGCAAGUGAUGGCCAAAAAAUGAGCAAACGGAAAAAGAACUACCCAGAUCCAGUUUCUAUCAUCAAUAAAUAUGGUGCCGAUGCCCUCAGGUUAUACCUGAUCAAUUCCCCCGUGGUGAGAGCAGAAAACCUCCGCUUCAAAGAGGAAGGUGUGCGGGACGUCCUGAAGGACGUGCUGCUCCCGUGGUACAAUGCAUACCGCUUCUUCAUCCAGAAUGUCUUUAGGCUGCAGAAGGAAGAGGAAGUGGAAUUCCUGUACAACGAGCACACAGUCAGAGAGAGCCCGAACAUCACUGACCGCUGGAUUCUGUCCUUCAUGCAGUCACUUGUUGGCUUCUUUGAGACAGAAAUGGCAGCUUACAGGCUAUAUACCGUGGUCCCUCGCCUGGUCAAGUUCGUAGAUAUUCUGACCAAUUGGUAUGUCCGAAUGAACCGGAGAAGAUUAAAGGGUGAGAAUGGGAUGGAAGACUGUGUUAUGGCCCUGGAGACCUUGUUCAGCGUCCUGCUUUCCCUGUGCAGACUGAUGGCCCCUUACACACCGUUUCUUACUGAGUUGAUGUACCAGAAUCUAAAGAUGCUGAUUGACCCUGUUUCUGUGCGGGACAAGGAUACACUCAGCAUCCACUACCUCAUGCUGCCACGUGUUCGAGAGGAGCUGAUUGACAAGAAAACCGAGAAUGCAGUGUCAAGAAUGCAGUCUGUGAUUGAACUUGGAAGAGUGAUAAGAGACCGGAAAACUAUUCCAAUAAAGUACCCUUUGAAGGAAAUUGUGGUUAUCCACCAAGACCCAGAAGCUCUUGAGGAUAUCAGGUCCUUGGAGAAGUAUAUCAUUGAGGAAUUAAAUGUUCGAAAAGUUACAUUGUCUACUGAUAAAAACAAGUAUGGUAUUCGACUAAGGGCAGAACCAGAUCACAUGGUCCUUGGAAAGCGUCUGAAGGGAGCCUUUAAGUCAGUGAUGAUGGCCAUCAAGCAGCUCAGCAGUGAGGAGUUGGAGCAGUUCCAGAAGAGCGGGAGCAUUGUUGUGGAAGGCCAUGAAUUGCAUGAAGAAGACAUCCGCCUCAUGUAUACCUUUGACCAGGCCACGGGAGGGACGGCACAGUUCGAAGCACACUCUGACGCUCAGGCUUUAGUUCUCUUGGAUGUCACACCUGACCAAUCGAUGGUGGAUGAAGGCAUGGCCCGGGAAGUCAUCAAUCGCAUCCAGAAACUUCGCAAGAAGUGCAAUCUGGUUCCAACUGAUGAAAUAACAGUUUAUUAUAAAGCAAAAUCUGAAGGCCAAUACUUGAAUAAUGUCAUUGAAAGCCACACUGACUUCAUAUUUGCCACUAUCAAAGCUCCCUUGAAGCCAUAUCCAGUUGCUACAUCAGAUAAUGUCCUUAUUCAAGAACAAACACAGUUAAAGGGGUCCGAGCUGGAAAUCACACUCACCAGGGGAUCAUGUGUGCCUGGUCCUGCCUGUGCUUAUGUGAACCUUAACAUUUGUGCAAAUGGCAGUGAGCAAGGUGGAGUGUUGCUUCUGGAGAAUCCAAAAGGUGAUAAUAAGCUGAACCUUGUAAAGCUGAAGAGCGUUAUUACCAGCGUAUUUGGUGUUAACAACACAGAGCUGUCAGUCUUCCAUGGCGAGACAGAAAUACAGAACCAAACUGACUUGCUGAAUCUCAGUGGGAGGACGCUGUGUGUGACCACGGGAGCAGCCCCCUCUGCUGUCAGCAUCCCCGGCACUCUCCUGUGUCAGUACAUCAACCUGCAGCUCCUAAACGCAGAGCCACAAGAGUGUCUAACGGGGACUGUGGGCACCCUCCUGCUUGAAAACCCACUUGGACAGAAUGGACUCACCCACCAAGGGCUUGUGUACGAGGCAGCCAAGGUGUUUGGACUGCGGAGCAGGAGGCUAAAGCUCUUCCUGAAUGAGACACAAACUCAAGAAAUCACAGAAGAUAUCCCAAUGAAGACUUUGAAUAUGAAGACUGUGUAUGUUUCUGUCUUGCCAACAACUGCAGAUGGCUAAUAGUUAUCAGUGUGCCCUCAGUCAGCUCUGCCCUGAAUUCUGCCCAUCUCUACACAUACACACAUGGGCUCAGUGAAGGUGUUUUCUUUGGGCACGUGUCUAAAAUGCUGCUUUGAACCCACAAUUCAGUUGGGAUUGCCUGACUUGAGACCUCACAUAACGCUCACACUUAAACACCUAUGCGGGCAUGUUGGGGGAGGGUCCUUAGGUUACCUCAGCACCACAGAGCUUAUUUCUCUACUAGAGUUCUUUAGUACAGAAAGUAGGAGUGGUUCAAAUGGCACAGUACAUAUACGUAUAUAUAUGGCCUUGUAAAACUGAUUGGAGAUCUUGUGAAGAAAUGGAUAUGUUAUAUAUUUCUGCUACCUGGAUUUUCCUAGGUAAUUUGAUGAAAUAUUUUAAGUUUGAUUAAAUCAAAACAGUAAACACUC
Messenger RNA from Psammomys obesus (fat sand rat), 3475 nucleotides. RefSeq names its product isoleucyl-tRNA synthetase 1 (gene Iars1). The record is from RefSeq and is a predicted model, not a curated record. Gene Ontology annotation, biological process: isoleucyl-tRNA aminoacylation. Gene Ontology annotation, molecular function: tRNA binding; isoleucine-tRNA ligase activity; ATP binding. Lineage: Eukaryota; Metazoa; Chordata; Mammalia; Rodentia; Muridae.